UUAGACAGAAAUUUAUAGGAGGUUUAAAGAUGGCGGUCUUGUUGUGAUCCGAUCUCAAAGGAAAACCGUGUCAAAUCACAGCGUUCUCACAGGAUUUUGGCCCGACGCACCAUUCGAGGCGUCGAUUUCGAGCACGGACUCAUCCCCCAACGUGGACAUGUGCAUUUAGUCGCGCUUCUGAAGCGGGGGCUCGCGAUUCGGCCGCGCAAACUGCAAUAGAAGCGAGUGACAGCUACAGGCACUUCCGUCGGCGCCCGAUUCGGCCGAAAUGCACCAACCGAGAAGGCGGCGAAUGCCGCACAACUUCACCUACGUCAGCGCUUGCAACAAAUACAUGAUCUUCCUCCUCAAUUUCUUAUUUUGGUUGCUUGGCGGCUUGAUGGUCGCCAUCGGCCUCUAUGCAUUUGUGGACAAGUGGCAGAAUAUAGGAUCAGUGAAACUGUCCAGCUUCUACGACGUGUUCCUCAACAUUUCCCUCGUGUUGGUUAUCAUGGGCGCUAUCAUCUUCCUCAUGAGCUUCACAGGGUGCAUAGGAGCCCUCAGAGAAAACACCUGCCUUCUUAGAUUUUACUCCUUCUUCCUGCUGGUGUUCUUCCUCCUGGAAAUGUUCAUAGCCGUUGCCGGCUUCGUCUUUCCGCACAAAAUGCAAGGGCUGCUGGACGAGCAGUUCUCGGACAAAAUCAUCACUAGUUACCGUGAAGACCCUGACCUCCAGAACCUCAUUGAUUUUGGGCAGAAAGAGUUUCGUUGCUGCGGUUUGAGCCACGGCGGCUACUUGGACUGGUCCAAAAAUGAGUACUUUAACUGCAGCUCGCCGAGCGUGGAGAGCUGCGGUGUGCCAUUCUCGUGUUGCAUCAACGCGACUGAUAUUACGGGUGGUCUCGUGAACAUAAUGUGCGGUUACGGAGUCCAGAAAGUUACUGCCUCUGAAGCUGCAAAGAAAAUCUACACGACCGGUUGUGUGGAAGAAGUGAGAGUUUGGCUAGAAAGAAACCUGUACACCAUUGCCAGCGUGGCGCUGGGCGUUGCUCUGGCUCAACUGUUUGUCAUAUACCUGGCGAAAACGCUGGAGGGCCAAGUGGAGCUGCAGAGGUCGCGGUGGAGAACAUGAGAGGAAAUUGUGAUGGUUCCGCCGUGCUCGUACUAUCAGUGGGUUUGAUGUAGCGAAUUAUACGUGUCGUCGGAAUCACAAUCUUUUUAACACAAAAAUUUGAGUGGGGUUAUAGACGUAUCCAUGUGGACUCUCGCUGAAUGAUAUUUAAUUUUUUACCUAAGUGAGCAUUCGUUUGAAAAAACAAUCAAGUUCUGCCAAAGGUAAUUGAGCAAGAAAAAAAUGAAAUGAAAAUAAAAACACGCAGACGAAGCGCCAUGAUGCUUUUCUGUAAAUACUUUUGAGCGCUGAAGUGAUCCCGUCAUGUUCUUUUUGCGGAGACUGCACUCUCUAUUUUGGGAUAAAUCAAUCAAAGCACAUGAUCGUUUGCACACGCGAUAAUAAACCUUGGAUGUAGCAGCAUUAGCGUUGCCAACAACAAUUCUCCAAAUAGACCAUUUCACACAAUUUUUGGAAUGUUAAUUGUGAUUAUAGGGUUAUUCUGUUUCCUGUCUAAAUUUGAUGCCACGUGUCGAGAGACAAUGUUGUAUGAAAAAAGGCAGGGUUCCGAGUUAUGUAUCGAACAGGUUAAAACCAGAUCAUAAAACCCGGAUUUUCGGGUUUUUCAUUUCACGUAGCAUAAAAAAAUUAUCUGACAGUGACAUAAAAGUCGUCUUAAACCCUGUUUUAGCCUGUUAAACCCAGUGCGCCGGGUUGUUCGGAACCCUGGAAAAGUAUCAACUCCCUCCAUUUCGGUGACUCGAUUCGAGAUAACAAAAAAAUCCUCGUGCAUUGUUGCUGUUUGUAUUUAAAGUUAGAUUGGUUUCGCUGUUCGUGCAGUACAAAACGAGCGCAUUGCAGGCAUUGUUCCAAUGUGAUGACUCAGCCGACGUGAUAUUCGGGAGGACCAUUUCAUUCUUUCUCCACCUCCACUCAACUCAUGAAACAAUUCCUCAAUUUGCCAGGCAUUCAAUUGCAUUUUUUUCAUUUCAUUUGUCCCUCAGCAUUCCUCGUUGUUCCCUGUGAUUAAUUAACUUCUUUCAAGCGCGUGGGCGUUGGACCCAGGUUACUCGUCGUGAAUUAUUUUCCCAAAUUUUAAUUGUUUCCUCGAUCCAACGGACAAACUUCCCUUUGACUCAAAGAAGGCCUUAUUUAUCACAGGUUCCUUAAAUUUCGAUGUUCGUCAUAUGUGAUCUGCUUUUGUGGUCUCAUUUAAUUAAGCAAUAGACGCGCGCGCAUAAUUAUAUUGAAAGUGACAAUGAAUCAGUUUAACCAGUUUUAAGUUAUCGUAUGCAUUUGCGUUGUGGACUAAGGCUUGAAAAUAAUUUGCAGAUUAUAAGUGACAGAUUGUGUACAGAGCUUUAAUUACCCGUUUGAUUAUUUCUUUCGUGUACCUUGAGUUGAAAAACAAAAACGAUGCGACUCAUCGGGGGUGACGUACAUUUAAGAAUAAUAUGAUUGUAAGUUAAAUUUAAUGCAUGUGUCAAAUUAUUGCUAAAUUGUAUUGACUAUAUUAUAAUAUCUGGAUAUAAAUGCAUUAUAUUUAUACCUGAA
This is a messenger RNA of Cloeon dipterum, 2644 nucleotides long. Its product is annotated as tetraspanin-33-like. The coding region runs from base 269 to 1111 and encodes 280 amino acids. The transcript has 7 exons. The record is from RefSeq and is a predicted model, not a curated record. Gene Ontology annotation, cellular component: plasma membrane. NCBI's taxonomy places the organism in Eukaryota, Metazoa, Arthropoda, Insecta, Ephemeroptera, Baetidae.